Molecule: messenger RNA, 2549 nt
Organism: Tetranychus urticae (two-spotted spider mite)
Lineage: Eukaryota; Metazoa; Arthropoda; Arachnida; Trombidiformes; Tetranychidae
Product: amyloid protein-binding protein 2-like
Biological process (GO): proteasome-mediated ubiquitin-dependent protein catabolic process; intracellular protein transport
Cellular component (GO): Cul2-RING ubiquitin ligase complex
Molecular function (GO): protein binding; ubiquitin-like ligase-substrate adaptor activity
Source: RefSeq, a predicted model, not a curated record
GAACAUUUCCAAUAAGAGGAUGUGAAGAAUGAAAAAGAAGAGUGAGAAAUAAAUAGCUUAUCCUUUCUUUCAAUCUUGGUUUACCUUAAUUGCAGUUAAGUUGUUCAACUGAAUUCAAGGUAGAAAGUUGAGAUUUGAAGAAGGAAAAAUUGAAUCGCUGAAAAUGGUAACCAACAAGUAGCCCUUGAGGAAUCAGCUUUGCUUUCAGGCCUUGAUUUUAAUAUCAUUUAUCGACCAACAACUGAAACACAGAGAAAAACAACAACAGUAAAACAACUGUUUUUUAAGUUGUUUUUUCUUCCUUUUAUUCCUUCGUGUAUUGUUCUCAUCUCUACUUGUGUUUAUUAUUUAUUUAUAGUUUUUAAAUUUGUGAUUCUGGGCCAUACAAAUUCUUGGCCUAAAAAUGUCCCAGUUUAAUGCUGAUCUUUCACCUGGUCGUCCAAGUAAUCCAUGUUCUGGAUCAUCAUCUGCAUCACGAUGUUACUUUGAAUGUUGCUCUUUAAAAUUAUAUAACAUUUGUUUAAAAUCAAUAGUGUCCAGUAUGAAGAAGGUUGAAUAUAACCUUCACUGUUUACCUGUUCGUCUCCAAAUCGAUCUAUACUUAGAGAUGUUUAUGAAUGAACACUGGAAUAUUUUAGGAACAUAUUUAUCAAACCUAAAUAAUUUCGUGAAUCUAGUUAUGUUUAAUGAAGGUCAAAGGCAAACACUCCAUAUGUUACUUCAACGCUUAAUGGACGAAGGAUUCAAUUUAACUAACGACUUGUGCAAGUAUAUGGCCAAAGAUGUAGCCUCACUUCUAGAGGCCGUUCAAAAAUCAAAUAGUGAUAGCACUUUGUUAAGGAAAAGUCGAAUAAGAUCAAUGAAAAGAGGUUUCGCAUUAGCUGGAUUCCUUAUGGAGGCUGGAUGGUAUGUUGAAGCUGAAAGAAUUUUAUCAACUUGUCUCACUCUUUAUUUACCUGUGAUUGAUACUGGAGAUUCAUCUAUUGAACCAUGGACAUUCCGAAUCAAAACUCGUUUACUUGGGUCUCUUGUGUCUUAUUCUCGCUUCAAGGAAGCUACAGUUCUUUACGAUGAAAUGCUGUCCCAAAUAGAAGUCAACAAUUAUGAAAAUCGCAAAGAUCAAUUUGACGUUGCUCAAGCUUACAGCCAAUUUGCCUGUUUAUUUGCUGCUCAAAGUCUCUACAAAGAGGCCUACAAAUGGAGCUGUAAAGCUUUAGAGCAUAUUUCCCCCUGGACACCGCGAAUAGCUUUAAUUGAUAUACUUUUAACCGCAGGACGAUCAUGUGUGAUUAAAAGAGACUUUGAAAGUGCAGAUUAUUUAUUAAGACAAGCUUUACUUGUUGCUAAAGAAAUGUUCAAUUUAGACGAGAAAUGUGAUUUCCAAGAAAUAUCUCGUUUCCAUCCCAUUGUUGGCGACCUUUUAAUUGCCAUGGGGUACUACUAUCACAAUGUUGAUUUGUUGUCACAGUCAGUCAAACUUUACCUAUAUGCUCUCAACUUCCGUAAACAGUAUUUUGGACCUCAUACUCUUACGGAACAAUGUAUAAACUUGCCAUUAGCGUUGGCUCGUCAAGAUUUAGCUUUUGAAUAUUAUAUCCAAGAAUAUUCAACUGGUCACUUCGAUAUGAGUUUGUAUCACAUUGAACUCGCCAAAAUGUCUCUAGAAACUUUGUUACCUCCAGACCAUCAUCUACUUACCAAUGUACUGAGGAUAAAAGCUUUAAUCAUUGAAGAAAUAGCCAUCGAUAACAUGGAUAUGGUUGGUAGAACCGAAUUGUUGAUGGAUGCUCACAAGCUUCACCGUAGAGCUCUAGACAUAACCAAAAGUCUUCUUGGUGAAGAAAAUUUACAGACAGCCAAACAUUAUUCUAAUUUGGGUAGAUUAUAUCAAAGCAUGCAUAGAUACGAGGACUCUGAAGUUUUCCAAUUGCUUUCAAUUGAAAUUAAAGAAAAAUGUCUUGGAAAAGAUGAUUACGAAGUAGCACAAUCUUAUGGGUUUCUCGCCUCGUUAUAUUGUUAUGACAUGGAGCUGUAUCCACAAGCAGAAAAUUAUUAUCUUAAAGCAAUUGAAAUUGGAACCAAAGUCUUUGGAGGAGCUUACAGUGGAUUAGAGUUUGAAUAUCAAGGAAUUAUUACAAUUUACACGAGGAAUGGUGAAGAUGAGAAAGCUCAGGAAUACAUAAAACUGUUUCGAUCAUGGAAAGCCCAGCGUGAUUCAAUGGUGGCAACUAUUACACAGAAAAACUUAUUCACCAGUUUAUCGGACGAAUCUCCGGGUUUAUUGAAUCUUGAGGAGAUAAAGAAGCAUUUCUUUUCCAAUAGAUUACAUCAGAUUUGACUUUUAAUUCUAACAAAGAUAUUACAUAUCUUGUAUGUAUAUCUUGAUUAAUCAUCGAAAAAUUUAAUAUGCUCAAUCAACAAAGAUGAAAAGAGCAAGUAAAAAAAAGCUGGCCUUUUAACAAUUUAUUAUAAUAUCUACUUGUUUAUUAUCGCUGAUUUUAAUCUUGCUUAUUUCUUUUUUGUCCAAUAAAUAUAUAUUUUGUUGUCAA